AUGCCCGGCCUGAAGCGCUCCCGCGCCCAAGUCGACGCUGCCGACGAUUCCGCUCGCUCUUUCGCCGACCGCUCCAACAAAAUGAACCAAGCCAAACGCAAGGCCGACGGCAACGCGCCGCACGCGAAAAAGCAGAAGACGGCCGGCGCCAAACACCCGCCGACCAAGAAAUACCAGCCCAAGAAAUUCUCGCUCAACCCGCUCAAGGCCCGCAUCCGCGACCUGCGGCGCCAGCUGUCGCGCAAUGGCGAUGACAUGCCCGCCAACGUGCGCGUCGACAAGGAGCGCGAGCUGCAGGCGUGCGAGCACGAGUUGUCCGUCGCCGAGGCGGAGCGCAUCAAGCAAGACAUGAUCCCGCGCUACCACAAGGUCCGCUUCUUCGAACGUCAAAAAGCUACGCGCUUCCUCAAGAAGGCCGUCAAGCGUCUGAAUGAGAACUCGGACCCCGAGAAGCACGCCGAACUCGAGCGCGAGAAGCACAUCUGCGAAGUCGACCUCAACUACACCCUUUACUACCCGCUUAUCCGCGCCUACGUCUCGCUCUACGCUACCUCCAAGAAUAAGGAUGACACAGAUGGCGCCUCGGCGACAACCCGCAUCGGAGGCGACAAGGAAAUGUGGGAGCUGGUGGAGAAGAAGAUGCAGGACAACGCGCUGGAGGCCCUGCGAAAUGGGCUGGAAUGGAGGGAAGGAGCACCCGAGACGGCAUCUUCGGCAACGCCUGCUGCUGCUCCGGCGCAGAAGAAGUCUACGAAGGCUCCCACUGCGAAGCCCGCUACCAAAGCUGCUAAGGAAGAAGAAUCUGGCGAUGAGAGUGAUGGUGGCUUCUUCGAAUGA
Molecule: messenger RNA, 837 nt
Organism: Lasiodiplodia theobromae
Lineage: Eukaryota; Fungi; Ascomycota; Dothideomycetes; Botryosphaeriales; Botryosphaeriaceae
Product: rRNA-processing protein EFG1
Exons: 2
Coding region: 1-837 (278 amino acids)
Biological process (GO): maturation of SSU-rRNA from tricistronic rRNA transcript (SSU-rRNA, 5.8S rRNA, LSU-rRNA)
Cellular component (GO): nucleolus; preribosome, small subunit precursor
Source: RefSeq, a predicted model, not a curated record